Arabidopsis thaliana (thale cress) is the source of this 1051-nucleotide messenger RNA. Its product is annotated as aluminum induced protein with YGL and LRDR motifs. Lineage: Eukaryota; Viridiplantae; Streptophyta; Magnoliopsida; Brassicales; Brassicaceae. The transcript has 2 exons. The record is from RefSeq and is marked reviewed. Bases 67 to 693 code for a protein of 208 amino acids.
CAUUGUCUUCAACAAAAACAUAACACAUUUCAAGCAUUGGAUUAAUCAAAGACAAAGAAAACGAAAAUGUUGGCAAUAUUUCAGAAAGCUUUUGCUCACCCACCGGAAGAACUCAACAGUCCGGCUUCUCAUUUCUCCGGCAAAACUCCUAAACUUCCCGGCGAAACUCUCUCCGACUUCCUCUCUCAUCACCAAAACAAUGCUUUCUCUAUGAACUUCGGCGACUCCGCCGUCUUAGCUUACGCUCGCCAAGAAACCUCUCUUCGUCAAAGGUUGUUCUGUGGACUAGAUGGGAUCUACUGUAUGUUUCUAGGGAGAUUGAAUAAUCUCUGUACAUUGAAUCGACAAUACGGUUUAUCUGGGAAGAACUCAAACGAGGCAAUGUUUGUGAUCGAAGCUUAUCGAACACUUCGUGAUCGUGGUCCUUACCCAGCAGAUCAAGUUCUUAGAGGUCUUGAGGGAAGCUUCGCUUUCGUUGUCUACGAUACUCAAACUUCCUCUGUUUUCUCAGCUCUGAGUUCUGAUGGAGGAGAGAGUCUUUACUGGGGAAUUUCUGGAGACGGAUCUGUUGUAAUGUCUGAUGAUAUUCAGAUCAUAAAGCAAGGCUGUGCUAAAUCGUUUGCUCCUUUCCCUAAUGGUAAACCAAAACUUAAGUUUUUCAUUAGCCCUAUAAAGAAAGAAACAUACUUUUGAGUUUAGAUCUUGAUGUGUGUUUUGUGUUUUUGUUAUUGCAGGAUGUAUGUUUCAUAGUGAGACAGGGCUUAAGAGCUUUGACCAUCCGACUAAUAUGAUGAAGGCAAUGCCGAGGAUUGAUAGUGAAGGUGUUCUUUGUGGAGCUAGUUUCAAAGUUGAUGCUUGUUCUAAGAUCAAUAGUAUCCCUAGAAGAGGAAGUGAAGCUAACUGGGCGCUGGCUAAUUCUCGUUGAUUUUGCUUCUAGUUUCGUUAACUCUUGCUUCUUUGUUGCGUUUUCUUUUUAUGUACUCUUGUUUAUGUAAAUAUAGCCUUAUGAAGACGAUAAAGAAAUAAAAUUGAUUUGCUUCUUCGUGACAUA